AUGAUGAGAUCCGUCCGCCGAUGGCACGUCCAGCCGGGCGUGCACGCGUUCGCGCUCCUCGUGGGUGUUCUCUUGGGACGGAACGCACCGACCAUGGUCGAACCGCUUAGCCGCGGCUCCGACCGUGCCUGGAACUUUGCCUUCGGUUCGAACAUGGUGCCGUCCACGCGGCAGCGGCGACGGCUGGAGCCAUCUCGGACGGUGCCGGCGGUGGUGCAGGGGUGGGAACUUCACUUUAGCUUGCCGGGGAUUCCAUAUAUCGAACCCGCCUUCGCAGCAUUGAGACCCUCCAAUGUCAGCACACAUGGAGUGUGCCUGGAACUUGACAAGGAGAACUGGUUGCGACUGCUGGUGUCUGAAGGGGUCUUUCGACCGGAUGAAGCAAAUGCCAUGAAACGCGCAUCUUUACAAGAGGUCCUGGAGCUUGCCGCGAAGCCCACUGCAACUUUUGGAUACAGGCUCCUCCCAUUGCAGGCGAUGCUUGCAUUGGCUUGCAGCUAUGGACGCUCCGCUGCCGGCGCUGCUUCCCCAGGCACCGGGCCUGGCCUCGUGGCCUAUGCCUUCGUUGACGCCCAGCUUGAAGGAGCUCCUCCGCUUCUGCCACCCUCGCGGCGCUACUGGGGACUACUUCGCGCGGGCGCGCGGCAGCACGGCUUGGACCGGAGCUAUCGGGACUAUUUGUACUCGCUUCCCAGGUACGUCCCGUCGCCGUUGAGUGCCGCAGCGCUCCCCACGGUCUUGUCGGCGUCGGCGGCGAAGGGCCUCGAGGGUCUCGUGGAGGCGUCCCGCGCGGGGCGUCUCGUGGACCUUGCAGCACGAGAUCCGCGAGGUGAGGCGAGGUCCGGAGGGUCUGUUCUUUGCCCGAGAAGGGUCCGGAGGUCGUGGUUUGAAAGACAAAGAUCGGGGCAUGGGGCAUGGGGGAACAAAAAGGGUGAAGCAUGGUGA
Durusdinium trenchii is the source of this 945-nucleotide messenger RNA. NCBI's taxonomy places the organism in Eukaryota, Dinophyceae, Suessiales, Symbiodiniaceae. The record is from the annotation of a GenBank genome assembly.